Castor canadensis (American beaver) is the source of this 1228-nucleotide messenger RNA. The record is from RefSeq and is a predicted model, not a curated record. NCBI's taxonomy places the organism in Eukaryota, Metazoa, Chordata, Mammalia, Rodentia, Castoridae.
CCUGGGUUGGUAAAUCCUGUCUUCUUCUCUUCCUCCCUCCGGAAACGUGAGUGGCAACUCGAAAGUUCCGAGUCCAGUCAAGCGACCUUGCCUCAUAAGGAGGGACUGAGGCACUUGUAUAUGCUACCUGGUUCCAGGUGUCCACAAAAUAUGAGGGGAUACCCUUCCCUUCUGCUGCUCUACAUAGGACUGAACAACUGCCUGGAUAUUUCAGCCAGUGGGGAGCAAGACCAAGGCCCAGAAGUCUUCCUGGGCACCCCAGAGGCCCAGAGCUUCCUGGGCAGUCACAGGCGGAUUCCCCGAGCCAAUCACUGGGACCUGGAGUUGCUGACGCCUGGGAACCUGGAGCGGGAGUGUCAUGAGGAGAGGUGUUCCUGGGAAGAAGCCAGGGAGUUCUAUGAGGACAAUACAAUGACGGAGCGCUUUUGGGAGAGCUACAUCUACAAUGGCAAAGGAGGACGCGGAAGAGUUGAUGUAGCUGGCCUUGCAGUGGGACUCACUUCCGGCAUCCUGCUCAUCGUGUUGGCUGGCCUGGGAGCCUUUUGGUAUCUGCAUCACCGAAGGGGCCGGGGCCGAAGCCAGCACUCCAGUCCUCAAGAGACCGUGCUCAGCAGCCCUCUUAGCCCUCCGACGCCCCUGACUCCACCCCAACCCCCAGGUCUCCCCACCUACGAGCAGGCGCUAGAGGCCUCAGGGGUACACGAUGCACCUCCACCUCCCUACUCCAGCCUCAGAAGGCCUCACUGAAGACCUGUGCCCGAUCCUCUCCUCCCCGAGCCGUGCCCCUGAUUCACACCGAAUUCCGGAAGCCCCCCGGCCUCUCAGACUCCGGAGCUAAGCUUGCCCGUGGGGGGAGAGUAGGGGUCGUCCGACCCGCGGCCUACCGUGACACACGUGUUUCCGCCGCGUACGGAUACACGCAUGACCCCCCAGCCAACGUGUGGCGGAGUCCGGUCCCUGCCCCUUGCGCGCCCCCUACGCUCUCCUGACUGAAGGGGGCGACCGGCCAGUCCCGCCCUCGGUGUAGGCAUGCGCGUGUGAAAACUUGGACCCAGGAGUGCAGGCCGGGUGUGUAACCAGAUGUGACUCGACCGUCGUCCACGGGGCACGUACACGCAGAGACCCUCGCCCGGGCACACGCGUGUCUCCAUGUAUUCCCUGUGCGCUCAGAGGCGCAUCGUAACCCAGAGAAAGGGUGGGGGGCACAUUUGCAAGCGCGCUCGGUUGG